GAGCCAAUUCUGCAUUUCGGUACGAAAAACCCUAAAACCCUAACUCGGCGCCAUAUUUCGAAAGCCUACUCUUUUUUCACUGAUUCCGCCACCUCCACCGUUUCCGCCCGCCUACCGUUGCCUGAUUCCCCCGGGAGGCUUCUACCCUAAAACUUCUUACCUCGACGUAAUGGCUGGAAGAUCAAUUUCGUCUCAGCUACACGCUAUCAAAACUGUCCUGAACGCCUCCACUGAUCCCGAACCUGGUAAAAAGCGGCCGCUAACUCGUCCCUCAAUUCUAUUUGAUGCCAAAGCAGCUGCGGAUGUCGACCUCGACACCAUUUUCAGCGUCGCCCUUUCUGGUUUGGAGGUUUUAAUAAGUAUGGAGGAGCGCUUUAGGAACUACAAGAAUGAUUUGUUCAGUUUCCAGAGCAAGGAGCUGGACAGGGAGUUGGUAGGCCAAGAAGAAAACAAGCGAAUCAAUGCAUCACUUGGCUCGUAUUUGAGAUUGUUAUCAGGAUACCUCGAGUUGCAUUCUGCAUUGAAGACGCUGGAGUAUUUGAUUCGUAGAUACAAGAUUCAUGUGUACAAUGCAGAAGAACUGAUUUUAUGCGCAUUGCCAUAUCAUGACACACAUGUAUUUGUUCAAAUAAUUCGGUUAAUUGAUGCAGGAAAUAGUAGGUGGAAGUUUCUCGAUGGAGUUAAAGAAUCAGGUGCACGGCCACCAAGAGAAGUAAUUGUGCAACAUUGUGUCCGAGAUAUGGGGAUCUUGGAGACUAUCUGUAAUUAUGCUACACCAGUCAAAAAGAUCCAAACGUCACAGCAUGUCACUGGCUUUUGUACGGCAGUUAUUUUUGAGGUUUUAGGGCUUGUUACUGUUGAUAGUGAUAUUGUUAAGAGGAUUCUUCCAUAUGUGAGUUCUGGGCUGCAACAUGGUGCAAAGGGAUUGAAUCAGAAGGCUUCAGCUCUAAUGAUUGUGAGUUUACUAGCCCAAAAGGCAGCUUUGGCACCUAAUGUUGCUAAAAGCUUGUUGCAUUCAGUGGCAGACAUGGCUAGAACAGAUGCAAAGGAAGGACGUGACAUGCGAUGGCUGCGCAUGUCAGUUAUGACCAUAAUCUCAAUAGUUCAGCUUCAGUGCAUGGAUUCAAUUCCCAAGAAGACUCUAGAUGCCUUGAAUGAAAUCAGGGAUAUUUCAGGGAUCCUUUCAGGAUUGACGAAGGACUUCAAUAUUGAUAAAUUCUUAGUUGUUCUUCUGGAAUCUUUGCUCGAGUAUAGUGCUUCAGAUGAUGUGUGCCAUCAUAUUUUAAUGUCAAUGAUAAAGACUGUUCCAGUAAGAACCUUUGUCAGUCGGAUAGUCACUGGACUUCUAGCUACACAUAUGAAGUCAUCCCAAGGCACCCAGAACAAGCAGAUUUUGGUUUCUAUUUGUGAGAAGUAUCCAAAUGAAUCUCGGGAAGCCUUCUAUAGUUUCUUGAAGGAUGCCAAGAUUCAGAAGAAAGUUCAACCAAGCUAUGAUGCACUCUGUAAGAUAUUAGAUGAGCAUUUGGAUGCUUCACGAGAAAUACCCGAUCCAAAAUCUUUUUUUGCUCUGGAACAUUCUGAGGCUGAUGUUCGAAGGUCGGCAGUCUUGGGCUUGGAUGUAGCCAACAUCCUGGGGGAGAAAGUUGCUGGCUCGAAGAAGUUUUAUGCCAUUCAAGAUGCACUUCUUCGCCGGCUUUAUGACGAUGAUCUAAAUGUUGUACUGGCAGUCCUGAAUUUAAAAAAUUCGGAUGCAAUAUUAAGUUCACCACUUCUCACUGAUGCGUUGCAGAACUUGCUUCAGCGAUGCAUUCAGAUUUUGCUGUCAAGUUCAUCGUCAGCCAGCAAGAAUGUUGCUUUAUUGUGCACACAACAAGUUAUUGCAAAUUUCAAAGAUCAGGAACAAUAUGUGACAACAUUCGCUACAAUGAUCUUCCCCUUACUUUUAGUUCGACCGAAGACUCGGAGGUUGAACUUGAAGGCAUUAGAAUUGGCUAAAGAACUGAAAUGGCCUUUUUAUGAAAACUUAGUGCUUCUUCCAGGGUUAGAGAAGAAGUUGGAUCCUGAACAAAUAUCUUCGAUUAAUACUGAUAACAUCAAUAAGCUGGCCAAGACCUUCUCAUCAAGACCUGAUGAGUUCAUGCCGUGGCUUGUCAAAUGCUGCAACUCCCAUGAGAUUUCAAAGACAUUAUUCUUUUUGAUUUUGUUGCAGUCACUGAGGAUGCUGAAUAUGGGCAUUGGUCAAUUUUUUGCAUUUUUUGAUUCUUGUUUCCCAAUUCUAAAGAAUGAGUGGGAAAUGUUAGAGUCACUGGGCAUAUCUGCGGAGCAGUCCAAGAAAAGAAUCGUACAUGGUGACUUGAAAGGAAUCCUUGAAGGUCUUGACACUGACAUCAACAAUCUCCAUGCUGAGAUUCUUGCUUGCUUGUUCUUGAGUCUCUCAGAAGCUUUUGUUGCAACAGCACCUAAUGGUGUUUCCUUGGAUAUGAAGGAGAAAUGGGUAUCCAUACUUGAGGAUCUAUUCAUAUUCUAUGCGUGUCACUCUAAAGGUCCCUCUGAUGGUGCUUUCAAGAAGCAUCUGGAAUACCUAUCCAUGAAGUGCAAGAUGCCUUUGAUGGAAAUAAUGUUAAAAUUGUUUGUGGAAGAAGGAAUUCCAGGUGCUGCUCAAAUAGAGAGCCUUCAUUCUUUCGCGAAUAUCUGUUCUCAGUUAGAUGAGACUUUGGCCCGUCAACUCCUUCCACAGUUCCCUUCAGUUCUUGUUCCACUAUCAAGUGACAACCAGCAUGUGAGGCAGGCUGCCAUGAGCUGCAUCAAAAAGCUUAAUGUGUUUUUGUCCCACAUUAACAGGAAUGGCAAUGAUGUAGCCUCGCUGCAUUUUCUUGGAGAUCUACUGUGCUUAAUCAUUCAACAAGAAACGAUGAUAGUAUCAGAUAAAAAUUUUCUGGCCUCGUUCUUCAAAUCGCUCCUGUGUUCAUCAUCUGAAAGCCUUUUGGUGCAUUCGGCUAUUGGAAAGAGGUUUGACGAGUCCACCAGAGAUAAAAUUCUGGUAUAUCUGCUUAGUCAUGCUCUUGGACUUCCUGCCUAUGCCAAGCUGAAAAUUCUUAGUUUGGUCAAAGGUGCUGGAAGUAAACUCCUAUCUGUUUCUGGGGCGAGAUCAUUAUUGAAUGAUCUUUUGGAAAAUCGCUGUUUAUAUUACCUAGGGGAUGCCAAGUCAUGCAAUAAGUUGUCACAAAGUGAAGUUGACAUAUUGUGCCUUCUGCUGGAGUGCUGUACUGGAGCAAAUUCAUCUCAUGAAGCACAGGACUUAGGGGAUAUCAUAUUGAAGGCUUUAUGGGUUAAUGAUUCUGAAGACUCUGCAAUAAUAGAGCCAUGCAUGACAGUUUUGAGAAAUCUUACCAGUUCUCUGUAUGAAGAUUUGAAGACUGAAACUCAGGAACUCGUCUUCCGAAACCUUUUGGUUUUGUUUAGGAGUGUCAAUGGCGUUAUACAGAAUUCUACUAGGGAGACCUUGUUGCGAAUCAAUAUUCAUUGUUCAGUUGUUGUAAGGGUUCUCAAUUUGAUUAUGGAACCGAAAAAGUUUCCAGUGACUCCACAACAUGGGAAGAAGCAAAAGAAAUCCUCUAAACAUCAUGUUCCUGAUUCUAAUUCUGGAAUGCUUGACAAAGAAAGAACCAAAUCUCUCUUGAGUGCUCUUCUUGAAGUAAUGUUAAUCAAGAAAAACAUAAUUAAGAGAACUUCACUUGUUGGCCCCUUAUUUAAGCUCCUCCACUUGAUAUUUGUGAAUGAUGAGUGGAUAUCUGAAGCCACAGACCAGGAUAAAGUGCUUAUAGCUGCUCCAUCUAGUGUUGCCUCUGAGACGGCAGCCUACAUUCAGCAGACUCUGCUACUGACUUUGGAAGAUAUCAGUGCUUCAAUGGCAAAUGAUACCCAACAAAAGGACAUGGCUCAUAUUUUUGAUCUGCAACUUUUAGUAAGUUGUGCCCGUUCUUCAAGUGAUGCUGUUACUCGGAAUCAUGCAUUCUCAUUGAUCACUACCCUUGUAAAGAUUAUACCUGACAAAGUCUUGGAUCAAAUCUUAGAUAUUCUUGCUGCUGUUGGGGAAUCUACUGUAACACAGUGGGAUAGAUAUUCUCAACGUGUAUUUGAAGGACUUAUAUCAGCGAUUAUACCUUGCUGGUUAUCUAGGACUACCAACUCAGACCAGUUCCUUCAGGUGUUUGUGGAUGUUUUGCCACAAGUUGCAGAACAUAGGAGACUCCCCAUUAUUGCGCAUAUACUAAGGACUCUGGGAGAGGCUGAAAAUCUGGGUUCACUGCUCUUCCUCCUGUUCCAUUCAUUGAUCUCUAGGAAUAAAGAACUUAAUUUCCAUGUUCAUGGGCGUUCUUUGGAACACUUGACUUUUGCAAUCAAUAAGCUGUGGGAGUACGAAUUUGCUGUGAUACUCUGUGAGCAGUAUUCUUGCACAACUUGGCUUCCUUCUCUUAUCUUAGCACUUAAGAGAAUUGGAAAUAAUUCCUUAAAUGAAGACACAUCUAUGCAUUUGCUGGUGACAAUGCACUUUGUUGCUAACAAGUUGCGAGAUCCUGAAAUUUACUACAAGCUCGAGUUGGAAGAAACUUCAAAUGAGAUUCAGACUAUGGCUGGUGACCUUAUGGAGCAAGUUGUGUAUCAUCUUCACCUGGUUGACUUUAAAAAGAAUCAUGUUAGUGUUCCGGCUUUCAUCAAGAGUGAGCUCAAGGAGUUCAUUCGUGGCGUCUUGAAAACUCUUACAAAGGGCCUUCUGCCCUCCACCUAUUUCAAAGUCACUAUUACAUUGAUCAGUCAUGUUGAUAGAGAUGUCAGGAAGAAGGCUCUUGGGCUUUUGUGUGAGACCGUGAAGGACUUGGGUACAAACACCAAGAUCGAUAAGAAGGAUUCAGUGUCAAGCUUAAGAAGCUUAUGGGUGAAUCUGAACAAGACAUCUGAGGAAUCAUUUGAGAAGUUGUGUUUGGAAAUAUUGUCAUUACUUGAUGCCCCUGAUGAUAGCUCUAGUACUUCCCUGAAACUGGCAGCAGUAUCUGCAUUGGAGGCAUUAGCCAAUAGGUUUCCUUCACAAGAUAAAAUCUUUAGCAUGUGCUUUGGAUCUGUAUGUAGAGGGAUCUGUUCGGACAAUACAAUUCUCUCUAGUCAUUGCCUUCGAGCGACUGGUGCUUUAGUUAAUGCACUGGGGCCAAGAGCUCUUCCUGAACUUCCUGGUGUUAUGGAUUCUAUACUUGGGAGAUCUCGUGAUGUUUCUUCAGCGGUUGCAGAAAUUCAGAGAACACACAACAAUGCUACUUGGUCUUCAUCAGAGUAUUCCCUUUUUUUGUCAAUUCUACUAACCUUGGAGGCAGUCAUCAGCAAGCUUGCAGGGUUUCUAAAUCCAUACCUGGGGGACAUAUUAAAACUAGUUGUGUUGCAUCCUUUGUCCUUUUCCUCUACUGAUCAUAAGUUGAAAUUGAAAGCUGAUGUUGUGCGCAAGCUCAUUACUGAAAAGAUUCCCGUUCGACUUCUGCUCCCACCUGUGUUAUCAAUGUACACUGAUGCUUUUAAGUCUGGGCAAUCCAGUUUGCUGAUUGUUUUUGAAAUGCUUGGAAAUUUGGUUGGUUCAAUGGAUAGAUCAUCGGUUGGUGCUUACCAUGCAAAAGUAUUUGACUUAUGUCUGCUAGCUCUUGAUAUACGGCAUCAGAACCCUGCUUCAGUUCAGAAUAUUAGUUCUGUUGAGCAAUAUGUCAUCAAUGCUAUUGUUACCCUGACAAUGAAACUCACAGAGACUAUGUUCAGGCCCCUUUUUGUCAAGACUAUUGAAUGGUCAGGCCUAAAUGUGGAAGGUGAUGGAGACUCUCCUGGAAAUGCUAAUAGUCGGGCCAUCUCUUUCUAUAGUUUGGUGAACAAACUUGCUGAAAGCCAUCGGUCACUGUUUGUUCCAUACUUCAAGUAUUUUCUGGAUGGCUGUGUUCGAGGUCUUCUUGAUGCUGAAGAUACGAACACUGGACUGUCUCAGAAGAAAAAGAAGGCUAAGCUUAAUAUUAAAACAAAGGACAAAGAUGGUGCAUUGUCCCUUCGAAUGUGGCAUCUCCGGGCUUUGAUCUUGUCAUCUCUCCAUAAGUGUUUUCUCUAUGAUACUGGAAACUCAAAGUUUCUUGGUGCUUCUAAUUUUCAGGUUCUUUUGAAACCGUUGGUAUCACAGCUUGUAGUGGAACCCCCAGUUGAUAUUGAAAGUCAUCCUGAUGUACCAUCUAUAGAAGAAGUGGAUGGUUUGUUGGUUGCCUGUAUUGGUCAGAUGGCUGUUACUGCUGGUUCAGACCUCCUCUGGAAGCCACUGAAUCACGAGGUAUUGAUGCAGACUCGCAGUGAAAAGAUGCGUGGCCGCGUCUUGGGCUUGAGAAUAAUUAAGUAUCUUGUGGAGAACUUGAAAGAAGAGUAUCUGGUAUUUUUGCCUGAAACUAUUCCCUUCCUUGGUGAAUUGCUUGAAGAUGUGGAGCUACCUGUCAAAUCUCUUGCACAAGAUAUUCUCAAAGAAAUGGAAUCUAUGAGUGGCGAAAGCCUUCGAGAGUACCUGUGAUGUAUCUGCUGUUUAUUACGAUCAUUAACUCGCCUUUGUAGUCGAGUACAUCAAAGCAAUAUAAGAUGCCAUUAGUGAGAUGAGACUCUGUAUAGCAUUUAAUUGUCAUGUAUGUUUAGCGGUGUUUAUAAAUACUUUCAUUUGGAGUUGAGAAGACGAGAAGGAGUACCAUUUUUGUUUAUUUUGUUUUAUAAUAGCACUGAUCUCUCUUCCAAUAAAUUUU
Molecule: messenger RNA, 6800 nt
Organism: Salvia miltiorrhiza (redroot sage)
Lineage: Eukaryota; Viridiplantae; Streptophyta; Magnoliopsida; Lamiales; Lamiaceae
Exons: 39
Coding region: 170-6577 (2135 amino acids)
Biological process (GO): maturation of SSU-rRNA from tricistronic rRNA transcript (SSU-rRNA, 5.8S rRNA, LSU-rRNA); positive regulation of transcription by RNA polymerase I
Cellular component (GO): small-subunit processome; t-UTP complex; 90S preribosome
Molecular function (GO): snoRNA binding
Source: RefSeq, a predicted model, not a curated record